This is a messenger RNA of Rosa rugosa (rugosa rose), 1104 nucleotides long. Its product is annotated as G-type lectin S-receptor-like serine/threonine-protein kinase At2g19130. Gene Ontology annotation, molecular function: protein kinase activity; ATP binding. The transcript has a single exon. The record is from RefSeq and is a predicted model, not a curated record. Gene Ontology annotation, biological process: protein phosphorylation. Bases 1 to 1104 code for a protein of 367 amino acids. Lineage: Eukaryota; Viridiplantae; Streptophyta; Magnoliopsida; Rosales; Rosaceae.
AUGGAGACUACUUGGAUUGUGGUUGGAGUACUUGCAGGCACCGUUACUCUCUUUAGCAUUGUGCUGGUAGUUGUCAGACAUAGACAGUCUAUUGGAGCAUUGGUGUCUUUUGAGGAUUCUCUAGUGCUGUUCAACUACAGAGAUUUAACAAAAGCAACAGAAAACUUGUCAGAGAAACUUGGAGAAGGAGCUUUCGGUUCAGUUUUCAAGGGGAUAUUGCCUGAUUCAACUCCCAUAGCAGUGAAACAACUAAAGAGUCUGUUGCAGGGUGAAAAGCAAUUCCAGGUUGAAGUGAGAACUCUUGGGGCGAUCCAACACAUUAAACUUGUUCGCCUACGUGGGUUUUGUGCAGAUUCUACAAGAAGACUCUUAGUUUAUGACUACGCGCCAAAUGGCUCUCUACAAUCUGUUCUAGUUCAAAACCAUCCACUAAUCUUAGAUUGGAAAGCAAGAUAUCAUAUUGCCAUAGGCAUUGCGAGAGGAUUGGCUUACCUCCAUGAGGACUGUAGAGAUUGUAUAAUACACUGUGACAUUAAGCCAGAGAACAUUUUGUUGGAUGAAGAAUAUAGUCCAAAAGUUGCAGAUUUUGGUCUUGCAAAACUCAUUGGCAGACACCAUAGUCGAGUUCUGACAACUGUGAGAGGGACUGUUGGAUAUCUAGCACCAGAAUGGCUUACAGGUGAAGCCAUCACUCCAAAAGCCGAUGACUUCAGCUAUGGAAAGUUGCUGUUUGAGGUUAUAUCUGGAAGGAGAAACAGUGAAGGGUUAGAUGAUGGAUUGGAAAACUACACUCCUACUCGGGUUGCAAAUGUAGUAACUAAAGGACAAGAUGUUCUUACCCUAGUUGAUUACAGGUUGGGAGGUAAUGCUGACAAAGAUGAACUCAUUAGAGCAUGCAAAGUUGCGUGUUGGUGUAUUCAAUAUGAGGAGAAGGAUAGGCCAACAAUGAGGCAGGUUGUUCAAAUUCUCGAAGGAGCUUUAGAUGUUGGUAUACCCCCGAUCCCAAAGUUUCUCCAACACCUUCCCGGAAGUUCAAUGGACGCAAAUCAAGCAAUCAAUUACCAAGAACCUACUUCAAGUUCAGAAAUCAUAUUCCUUAGCUGA